Molecule: messenger RNA, 4088 nt
Organism: Pocillopora damicornis (cauliflower coral)
Lineage: Eukaryota; Metazoa; Cnidaria; Anthozoa; Scleractinia; Pocilloporidae
Product: two pore channel protein 1
Biological process (GO): monoatomic ion transport; transmembrane transport
Cellular component (GO): endosome membrane; lysosomal membrane
Molecular function (GO): monoatomic ion channel activity; voltage-gated channel activity
Source: RefSeq, a predicted model, not a curated record
AAUUCAACUACGCCAGCUAAAUUAGUAAUGUGACUCAAAACUGUUUUGCACUUCCUUCUACGAAUGUUAAUCGAUAUGGCGGAUCUCUGCGCAAGGAAACUUACGAAAGAGUCGAAUGCAGCAAUAUUACUCAAGGAGGGAAAGAACAAUGACCGCUUUGCUACCCAUCCCACCCCUCAAAAAUUGCGAUGGUACCUUCUAGCACAUUCACGGUAUUUCUACGUUUUGGAGCUGACGGCUGCAUUGUUUCUUCUUGCCUUGGGACUCACUGAAAAACCUCCAGCACUAAAGGCUAAUAAUUUGAGUCUUCCAGUCCAGGUUCAUGCAGCCUUGGAGGUUCUCUCACUGAUGAUUGUCUUUGCUGGACUUGCUGUAAAACUGAAGUGGCAGGGAGCAAAACUUUUCUUCACCCAUAAGAGAACCCUUCUCAAGGUUUUUAUCUGGUGCAUGGUAUUUAUAGAAGCCAUUGUGGUGCUGGUGAGAAGGGAGAAUCAUUUUCGAGUAACAAGAUCUCUGCGCCCACUCUUUCUCAUUGAUACACAUUACUGUUUUGGGGUGAGAAGGGUUCUAAGACAGAUUUUACUUUCGCUUCCUCCAAUCCUGGACAUGCUCUUUCUGCUGUUUUUUAUCAUGGUAAUCUUUGCUGUGUUAGGGUUUUACCUGUUUUCUGACAAUGAAAAGGAUGAGUUUUUCAGCAGCUUCUGGAGAAGCUUCAUCAGCUUAUUUGUGUUACUUACAACAGCAAAUUAUCCUGAUGUAAUGAUGCCAGCAUAUAACAGAUCACAAUGGUCGGUUAUCUACUUUGUUGUUUACAUCGCAAUUGUUCUUUACUUUCUCAUGAAUCUGCUGUUGGCUGUGGUUUAUGAUACCUUUACCAACAUUGAAAAGAAUAAGUUUAGAAAACUCUUUCUUCAUAAAAGGCAUGCUGUAAGACAAGCUUACAAACUUCUCUGCAGUGAACAUCCUCCACAUUGGAUCCCAUGGGAAACUUUUAAAGGCUUGAUGUCAUUUUAUAAACCCAAAAAGACUGAUGUCGAGAAAUAUCUUGUUUUCAAGUCACUAAAUAAAAGUAACACUGGAAAAUUAAGCCUGGAUGAAUUUUACAAUGUUUUUGAAAACAGUGAGAUGAGGUGGAAGCGGGUAACAGAACAUUACAAUCAGUGGUUUAGCUGUUUCAGGUCAUGUACCUGUUUGUACCGCACACUCAAAGGUGUUCGCUGGCUCAUAUCACAGAAAGCUUUUGAGUUCGUCAUCUAUGGAAUUAUUAUUGCAAAUGGGAUUUCAGUUGUUGUGGAUAUCAUUGUGUUUUCCAACACUCCUCAAAAUGAAAGGCAAAAGAAGAUAAGAGAGCUCCAUUGGUACCAUAUAGUCUUCAUUUGUAUUUAUGCAGUAGAAGCCUCGCUCAAACUCCUUGGUCUUGGUUUCAGGAAAUAUUUCCUGUCUGGCUGGAAUAUAUUCGACUUCUUUGUAACUGUGGCUGGCUUUAUUGGUGCAGUGUCAACAUCCUUCAGUUUUAUCGUCUGUUUGAGACCCUUGAGACUUUUGCUACUUUUUAAAUUGAAAGAAAGAUACCGUGACUUGUUUGAGACAAUAGGUGUCUUAUUACCUCGAAUGGCCAGGGUUGCCGUCGUCAUUCUGUUGAUGUACUACUCGUUUGGAAUCAUUGGAAUAGAAUGCUUCUCUGGACUCGAACUAAAGGAUUGUUGUGUAAACACUUCGUGGGAAGGAGAAUACAAGGAGGGUGGCUAUUAUUAUUUAAACAACUUCAAUGAUUUGCUACAUUCAUACGUGACUUUGUUCGAGUUGACAGUGGUAAACAACUGGUUUAUAAUAAUGGAAGGGAUAGUUUACCUGACAUCAGACUGGGCCAGAGUAUUCUUUAUGUCAUUUUACAUUGUCACAAUGGUUGUUAUGACAAUAGUUGUGGCGUUUAUCCUGGAAGCCUUUCUCUUCCGGAUUGAAUAUAGAAAAGAACAUCCUACCGACGAGAAAGAGGAUAUGAAAAUCAGGAUGGAAAUCAUUGUGACCUACGAAGAACUCCUGGCCUUGGGCGAAAGCUAUGUGGAAGAUCUGCAGCCCGAUCAGCCCGUUCAUUACGUUGGAAAACGCCCCAAGACAAAAAUGGAUUUGAGCGUAAAAAUGUACGACGAUGAAGUCAAGGAAUGGAUAAAAAAGGAAAGGGCCCUCGACAUGGGAGAAACUUCAGUGCACGCUUAUAUAACAGAGGAUAAAAUGCCCAUGUCUUCUACCAACUCUCCUUCAUCACCAGUCUCCUCGAAUACGUCAUCCAAUGGUCUUGUGACUGAGGAGAUAACAAUGGGAGAAGUAAACACAGUGUUUGAUGAGGAAGAAGUAAAUUAUGACGCCACCUUUUGAAAAUGGGAGCGGGAAAAACUGUUAACCUUCAACAAGAGUUCAACAGAUUACUCUAUUAUGUACAUAUACUCAGUAAAAUAGGCCAUAACCAUACAAUAUACACUAAUCGAAAUGUCCUAAACUCGAACUCGAACUUUUUAAAAGCGAUUUGUCUAAAAAAGAUAUUGAUUCUAAACAUUUUUUAGGAUUUGCAAAAUAUAUUUUUUGAAUGUCCCUUUUCGGCUUCCGUGGUUUGAAAUAUUUUUUGAUGUUUUGAUGGUUGACCUCAGAAAUUCUCUACAGGCUCUAAAGAAUACCACAUCUGUUCAAGAGGCUCAAAAGCUAAUCUCAGAUAAUAAUCUACAAACAGUCUUUGGGCUUGCAGGUACCCAUCAGAUCUUAAGUAAACAGGAAGACAUUUAAAAUCAUGUUGACAAUCUCGACUGCUCAUUGGUUUGUAAUUGAGAGGGUCCAUGCAGUAUUUGAGCAAUUUAGAGGAGGGCUAUCCUAACUAGGUGUCCUUGAAGCUAUGACAGAAAAUUAAGAGAAAUUUAAGGGUUUUUUUGGCUGUUCUGAAGUAGCUGCCAUCGUCGUGACGAUGGCGGCUGACUUCCUGACACCUAUUUACACCUCGUCAGGAAAAAGGCUGCUAAUUAGUGAUUGUAAUAAAGGACCUCUUGUUGCAGCGUUUAGAUCACCCCUGAUGGAGGUACUAGACAGGAAGUGUCGAAACAUUGGGUCUGUGAAUUGUAAACAAAGGCCCGGUUUGUUCCCACAAGAAAUAGAUUAAGAGAUCUAGAAGUAUUGUUCUCAGGUAUGCAUAGCAAGUAGCUGUGAAGAGUAACGAAUUCAACAACUAAUUCAACAGCCAAAAGAGUAUUGUGACUCAAAACUGUUUUACACUUCCUUCUACGAAUAUUAACCGAUAUGGCGAAUCUUCGCGUAAGUGGACUUACGAAAGAGUCGGUAGGUUUUGCGACAGUAAUAUAGUAAAACAUCAAAAGUUAGUAGAGUUAUUAUUAUCAAAGUUAUUAUCAUAUUUACAACAUUAUUUGAAAGUGUCAACCUAAAAGGUUGCUUCUAGAAACUGCCGUGAGAGAGUUUUGAUACAUGAUCAGCGUUUACAUUUUUACAGAAGGAAAGAGUAUUUAUGCAGUAAAAAACGAAAAUGAAGAAUUAACUCACACACAGGUAUUUUGACUGUAUUGGUGCUACGGAUACCUGUUAGUACAAAAUGCGGUAAAACAUUUCCGCACAGCCUCAUACUAUUGUAAAACAAAUCUGUUUUCCCAACGACAAUAUAUUGUUUUUUAUCAUUGUUUCCUCUAUCCAAAAACUGAAUGCAUAAUGUAGUAUGGGGCUGUGCGGAAAUUUUACCCAAAAUGCAGACUGCAGACUGCAGACCGCAGACCGGAUACAAAAUGUAGACCAGGUACAAAAUGUAAACUGCAGAGUGGGUAAAAAAUGCAGAAUGAGAAUUUAAAGUGUUUUUUCGUCUGGCAUGUGAUAACAUGUCAUCUUAUGACUUAACGAGCGUCACGCAAUCGCUUCUCCGCGAUCAGCGUUCACGAUUAUUUGCACUAUUGUGGAAUAUUCUUGGCCCCUUUCUAUAUCAAAAUCGUUUCUAAUAUAAUUUUAAGCCUUCAUAUAGUGUUUUCACUUUGCGCGCGAGUUGAUUGGUGUGAUGUCUGUACAGAUUUUACCAACUUAAUAAAAGUAGAUGUAGAUGUAAA